Didymodactylos carnosus is the source of this 540-nucleotide messenger RNA. The record is from the annotation of a GenBank genome assembly. NCBI's taxonomy places the organism in Eukaryota, Metazoa, Rotifera, Eurotatoria, Philodinida, Philodinidae.
AUGAAUUCAGAAAACAUUUUGUGUUUAAAAAAUUUAUCAAUUGAGAAUUUCAUUGAUGAGACAACAGCUGCUCAAAUUCUUGGACAUGGACAACACAUGAACAGAAUGAGAUUCGGUGAUAAAGAUGAAGUAACAGUUAUACGAGAUACAACGGCAUAUUUGAAAAAUCUGAUUGAUGUCUUAGAUAUCUAUGUUGAACCUUAUAUUCAAUCUGGUUUUCGUUUACCAAAUCAACCAUAUUCCUAUUACUAUCGUAGUCUAUUCUCAUUGCAUAAUGAAACUCUUUCUGUUUGGAUUCAUCUUGUGGGAGCAUUCAUUAUUACUGUACAAACAUUUAAUCAUAUUUUAUCAACAUCUUCACCAUUCGUUAUCAGUUAUGCUAUUUACAAUGGUAUUGGAGCAUGUAUGAUGUUAUUGUGUUCUGCUCAAGCACAUUUGUUUCAUUCACGAAAUUUAAACGAUCAUCUACGAUUAUUUUAUUUCGAUUAUCUUGGUAAGUUAAAUCAAUUUGAGAAAAGUAAAUUAUACUAUAAGACAUAG